CCAGGGCGGUACGGUGCGUUUGGCCGCGGUGCAUGGGGAGUCCGUGACGUGCAUCCCAACCAAGAUGGCGGGCUGGGUGAAAGUUGUGAAGCUGGAGCGGCCGGGAGGGACCGGGAUUUACGGCUUCUCGGUGAUCGGGGGGCCGGGAACCGAGGUGCCGCUGUGCAUCGGCGCCGUGAUAGAGGGAUCGCCGGCCGACUACAGCCGCCAGAUCCAUGUGGGAGAUGUGAUCCUGGAAGUGGAUGGCAGACCGGUCCACGGGCUCUCCAAAGAUGAAGUUCUAAACCUGGUGCAGAAUUCCAACGAAGAUGUUGUCUUGGCCCUACGAGAGGAUCCGGAUGUAAGAGACAAGGCUGAGGAACUGCUGUCCCAGCUGCCGCCCCCCCGCCCGGCGACCCCCCACACCCCGCCCCCCCCAGCCUACGAGCCACUGCCCCACCUGGGGUACGACGGGAUCCCGCCCGAGAUGGCGUCCGACGAGCGCCACGCGCGCCACGAACACCACCACCACCGGUCUGGCAGCAAGAAGCUGCACCACGGCCAGCGGGCCAAGUCAGAGGGGGAGGGGAAAUGUCUCUCGACCGCAAACACGCCGGUUCACAACAACACGGAGCCGGCCAUGCCACCAGAGGAACCGCCUGUGGUGACGCGUAACCCGCGUCUGGGAGACAUCCAGUCCAAACUGCACAGCUCCAUGCCUCUGUUGGACAUUUACUCCUCCAGCAGGUCGAAGUCGUUCGACCACAGAUACUGCUGCGACCAGACGGACUCGCGCGAGGGCUCGCCAACGCAGACGCCGCAGGACGGAAAACCCGGGAAGGUCGUAGGUCAGCUGACGUUCGACGUGAGCCUUCCGAACGCGUCGCCGAGGAUAGAGUCGGGAACGAAAAGCCCGAGCGCGGACCAGCUGCUGUACUCGGCGCAGCGGAGUAACUCCUUACAGCCCCACGCACAGCUGGAACAGAAAAAGUCAAGCAGCCUGGACGUGUUAGGUACCGGUGCGGAGGCCAGACUACAGGGUCGGUCCCCCUCCCACAUGCUGGUACGGCAGGCGAAGGUGGAAGGUGAGGAGGAGAAGGCUCUACAGGCUCAGCAGCAAAACCUGGAGCAGAAAUCCGACAGGUUUCUGUCCGUGAAGGAUGUGGAGAAGCCGCCGAUCGCGGUGAAGCCGCAGCGUUCAUUCGACAGGCGAGCGCCCGGACGGCACGCGGCCGAGCGGGAACACAUGUACGUGCAGCGAGGCUACAGCUGCGAAGCCGCCCCACCGCGGCCGCCCCGCCCGGACCCCCCCACCAGAACUGUCUCUGUCGACGUGCACAAAAAACGGGAGAAGGAGAGAGACGGCACGCAAACUUACGUGAAUCUCGAACACUCGCCGUCGAAAACGCGUCCGGGCGCGCACACCUUACGGAGACUCGAGGGACUGAAGUCGCCGGAAAAAUCUUCCGAGAGCAGCUCGGGUUUUUCGGAGGCCACGACGCCCACCAUGCACGUAGUUAGAGAAACGGUCAUCAACGGGGUCGACCCCCAAACUGGGACGGCCACGAGCGAGAGGAUAGUCACGGUGAUGCAUGACGGACACGGGCUGGCCACGCAUCACAACCCACUCUACCAGCAGCCACCCCAGCCUCCUUUGUGGUCCCCUUGGCCGCCCCAGCCGCCUCCGUGGCUGCAGCUGCCGAUCCGCCCGCGCAGCAUGGAGGACCCGACCUCGCACGACCUCCCGCGGAGCUACUCGGAGGCCGCCACAUUACCGCGUGACGCCGCGCUGCUCGCACGAGACUACGCGGAAAUUGACGACGACGACAUACCGGACAUCGAGGAGAAAGAUGAGAGGAAAGACGAGGAUGAUGAUAGUGACAGUGACGGGGAAGAAAAGGGGGUUUACGAGUCGCGCGCCUGGUCGGAUUCGGACUCGGACGUGGACCUGGCGCUCGACAGGGAACCCGGGAGUCCGAAGAAAGUGGACAUUCCGUCGGCCAAAAGGCUGGCGAAGAGACUUUAUAACUUGGACGGGUUUAAGAAGUCGGAUGUAGCGAGACAUCUUAGUAAAAAAAAUGAGUUUAACCGCCUGGUGGCGCAGGAGUACCUGGCGCACUUUGACUUCAGCGGGCAUCAACUGGACAUCGCACUUAGGACAUUUUUGAAGGCAUUUUCUCUAACGGGAGAGACCCAGGAGAGGGAACGAGUCCUGAUGCACUUCUCCCACCGCUACCACGAGUGUAACCCUGCCAUGUGCGGGUCUGAAGAUGCUGUUCACACGCUCACGUGUGCAUUGAUGCUCCUGAACACGGAUCUACACGGACAGCACGGCGGGAAGAGGAUGACUCUGACAGCCUUCAUCGACAACCUGUCCGGACUGAACGACGGAAACAACUUCAACAAGGACACUCUCAAGGCGUUGUAUCACUCCAUCAAGUCUGAACCUAUCGAGUGGGCUGUUGAUGAAGAAGAGAAGGAGGGAGCAGCAGCAAACAAGACUGGCAAUGAAUCUACAUCUUCUCCAGGAAUCGGAGACAAUCCUUUCUUAGACGUUCCACGCGACCCCAACGCUGUGACCUUCAAGCAAGGCUUCCUCCUCAGGAAGUGCACGGUCGAGGCCGAUGGGCGCAAAACACCUCUUGGCAAGCGGGGCUGGAAGAUGUUCUACGCUUCCUUAAAGGGGCUCAUACUCUUCAUGCACAAGGAGGAGUACAGAUACGAGCGUCAAGUGUACACUGAAGACAUUAGGAACUCUAUCAGCAUUCACCACUCCUUGGCCAGCAAGGCCACUGACUACAAGAAAAGGCCCAAUGUCUUCAGAUUACGCACGGCCGAGUGGAGGAUUUUUCUGUUCCAAGCCAGUGACCAGGAAGAAAUGCAGGACUGGAUGACGAUGAUCAAUCUGGCCGCAGCUUCCCUGUCAUCUCCACCACUUCCCGCUGCCAUUGGCUCCCAGAAAAAGUUCCGAAGACCAGUCAUGCCCGUGGCACCGACAAGGCUAACUCCUACAGAACAACUACAGCACCAUGAGAACAAGGUGCAGUCCCUGGAACAGGAGCUAGCGGAACACCGGCAGUACGCGCCAGACAAGCGCGCCAGGUCACACGUCAUUCGGGAGUGGCACGAGAAGCACAACUACCUGGAGUUUGAGAUAACCAGAUUUAAGACGUACGUCUACUUGCUCCAGUCCAAGAUCGCGCAAGACGAGGAGACCGCCAUGAUGCGCCCCAUCAGCGGGACCACCUCCAUGCCGACCGGAUUCAACCAGACAGGCGAGACCAGGAGGGAGGGUCUGAAGAAGUCCCACUCGACCGUCUCCACCCGCCAGAGGCCACCCAAAGUGCACCGCAGCAUGUCCGACCGCUACAGCUACCGCCAGGCCAUCAUGAACAGUAACCCAGACGGCCCCUAGCAACCCUCGCCUAGCAACAGCAUCACCGCGACAACCAGGCCGGAACAUAGCAACCGAUGAUGUAUGAUAUAGAGUAGGACUUUGGUCAGGACGCCGGCCGUUUCUCCUGUUGGAAAUGCCGCGUGCUGACUCUAUUGUACAAAUGCCCCCCAAGCAGCGUAUGCAAGGACUCCCCCUGCACUUUUUUGUACAGUUAGGAACCGGGGAGUAUCUAUCCGGACGGACUCCGUGCCCGCUGCAGCAGCUUUGUUCCCUCGGCCCUCGAUCGGAACAACCAGCUCCGAGGUGCGGUCGUGUAGCGAAGAACAACUCCAUAACCUACGGGCAAGGAUCGGGAGGCUUUUUUAACUUCAGUGCAAGAGAGACGACGGAUUUUAACGGUCAUAUUAAGAAGUGUUGUAGACGGGUUCGAGUUUUGAGGAUUGAAGCAGCUGAAAGAGCAACACAAAGAGUCGAGUUCCAUGGAGCAAGCGGAAAAAGUGGCUGGAAAGUGCAACUGAAGUCAUGAAGAGGUUUGGGGAUACAAAAAGGGGGAAAGAAGAAACCAGUCUUGCCAGCAGAGUCAACCACCCAACCACAAGCCAAGCUGAAAAAGUUUCGGUAACCAAUCAGAGUUUGCAGUUGUUAUAGCCAAUCAGAGGCCUUGCUCCAAUAGCCAAUUAGAUCAAUGUGUAGAUUGACCAAUGACAGCACUAGAUUCCACACGUGCACUAGCCAAUCAAAUUUCACUUUACUGUCAAGGAGGUCAAAGUUCAGAUUCUUUCCCGUGAGGACCGAUGAUAAAUGCAAUGCAGUACCCGUUGCCAUGGCGAUGGUUUCCAUGGUAACAGCCGGUCGCAAUAUGUCACAAGCAGGGUCAGUUUUAGGAUGCGCAGGCGACGAUGCAGUGUAUUGUGGGAAGUUUGUAAUUUAAAAUUUUGGACGAACGAAGCAAAACUUUAGGGAACAUAGUCUGUGUUAUAUUGUUGGUACUCACUACAAGAUGAUGAUGUCCAAAGCCAUAUGUACAGAAAAGCUAACUGUAACAUGAAUUCACGUGCCAUGACACUAUGUGUAGACGUCACACUCAGCCCAGAAGUCCAAUGUGAUCCUACGUGCCAUAUGUAAUGCCCCCCUCCCCCCUCGUGUCUACCACUGUGGCCAAAAGCAAAGGAGUCGGGGAAACGCCAUGAUUGUCCCAUGUUUGCUACAGAGUAGGUGUUUCAGCACUUCUUCAGUUUCUCUUAAAACUAGAACCUCCUUCAGCUGUAUAAGGAUCCAUUACAGUCUCAGAUGACAUCAGUAUUGUUGUGUAGUACAUUUAGAGAAGUUAAGAAGGACCAGUUGGUGUAAUUUUUGUCCUCAACCUCAUUUCGUUUUUGUAAGACUGUACCUGGUUUAGAUGCAUAAACUUUAGUGACAUACAUAGAUCCAUACAUAUGUCAACCACAAAAAGUAGAAUUGCAGUCUUUGUCAAUUUUCAUUACUUGGUUCUGAAUUUUGUACUGUGGAACAUGAGAAUAGCACGCUAAGAUACUCAGCUAACUCUAGCAUUCUUAACCAGAGUUACUCAAAUCAUACUUGGUCUAGUAUUAACCUUCUUCUGUUUUCAACAUGCUGAAUUAUCAUGAAGAAAAGGUUUGCAUGUUGGAUAUGUUGUAAGUUGGAACAGGUUUGAUGAGAAUGAGCAUUCGGAGCUGAGAGGUGGAUGGUGUUUUAAUGGUAUUGAUGGCAAUGAUGGAUGGUGUUUAACCUUUAACACACCAAGAUAGCCGUUACAAUACCGAUUCUCUAAAGGUUACAGAGUUAGGUAGCAGGCAGAAGGUUAACCUGAGUCUAUACCCAGUUGCACAAUGGCGUAAUGCUCUGCCCCUACCAAAACUAAGCAAAUUGAUAAUCAUUAAUGUUCUUCACUUUGUUAAAUGUAGAUUGUUAAUGUAACUGAGAGAAGUAGUUUUAAUUAUGUUAACUUUCAUAAUUUCACUGGGUACCAUAAAAAUGAAAUAUUAAAAGAGCUACUAUUAAUUACAAUUUAGAUAAUUAUUCAGGUGUCUAAGACACUGAGAAGGCUAGAACAACACUGUUGUUUCCAAUGUUGCGGUCCUAUGGUACCCAGUGGAAUUAUGACAGUUUGUGGAUUGAAUUUUGUAAAUGGACUGAAAUGAGAAUCUACCCUGGCAGCGUAUGCUCGGAUAACUUCAGAUUUGAUAGAUAAACGGGAGAUAGCUACAUGCUGGUACAUUUGGUUAAGAUUCUGUCAUAUGUUUUUGUACUAAAUUGUCCUUUACGUAUUGGCCCACCAUGAGCUUGGGUAUGUGUAUACAGGCCUGUUUUUAAAGUUUGUUAGUGCAAUGUUGAAGUUUUAUUGCGUGGUUUUGCACCAUAACAGUCCUAUUUUUGUACUAUUACUGAAUGUAUCGUUCAGUUUGUUCGACAUGGAAAGAACACUGUAUAAAAGUACAAUAGUUAAUGUCUAGCUAUACAAAAGGAAAAGAAUUCGUAAUAUAUAUGAAUAGAUAUUGAUACGUGUUACGUGUUUAGAGUUUUGCAUAUCUCUCACAGAUGACUUUACAGUAAGUUGUAUCAAACUGGAUGCAUAAAAGGCAGACAAAAGAUAUAAAUAAAUGUAAAAAUCAAAACGAAGAAGGCUGGAAUACCUGUUGUGUAUAUGAGAUGAUCACAUUAUGUGUUACACUAUCUUAUUAUAAGCCUUACCUGCCAUUUUCAACAGUGGAAAAGACUGUAGUUGGAGUUAAUUACUAUAGCAUUGCCAAGUGUACAGUUGUUAUAACAGAUGUUAUAAGUUGUUAUUAAUUAAGAACCAUGUAACAUUUCCUGAUUGUAAAUAGGAGAGACUCUACCGAGGUUUGGCAAAACACCAGGCCUUCUGCACCGCCUGUACCCAUGUCAUCACCAGAACUCUGCAACUGCGGAAGUGCGAAUUGUCCAUUUAUCAACUAAAUUCAUUUUUACCUCGCAUUGAAGCACAGUUUCUGUUUUUUAUAUUUUUUUUUUACAAAUUUAAGCUUUCAUGAACGAUUUGAAUCUAUCAUCCAUGGUUCACACAUACGUUAUUUCAAAAUUUUAAAUCAACCAAUGAAGAACAACACAGAAUCCGUAUUAACCAAUCAGAAUAAAGCUUUCCUUAUACGGCUUGAUAUCUCACCAAUGACAGGCCACACCACUGACUGUCGACCAAUCAGAAGGCAGGUGCCCUGGUAUUUCUCCAUCCCUACCUUUAUUUGUGUACAGCACAUUAGUUAAACUGAAUCAGUGCGGGUUGAAUACUAGUAUACACUUUAAGGUUGUGCCAAUGCUUCACACCAAUGAUAGGUUGGAUCAACGUAAUGUCAAGAUCAUUAGGACGCCGUCCAAAUGUUUUAAUUUGGUGGACUGAAAGUUUUAGUUCGUGUUGAAACUGUGGCAAGAUGCCCAAUCUUGGCUUUCUCUAAGAAUUACAAAUGUUUUACAAAGUGAAAAGUACUACAUGUACGUUAUUGCCCCACAGAUGAAAUGUCAGUGUUGUCUUCAUUCCAGGAUGUUGCAAGUGAGUAGAGUUAUUUAGUUGCAUAUCUACAAGGUUUUUAUCUGUAACGAUUGUGUUGUGUUAUAUUCAUUAUUUGUAUUUUUUAUUUAGUACGGGCCCAAUUCUUGGCGGAGUCUUCAUGUAAGCCAUCACAAAAUGCAAUACCAAUAGUCUGGAAUGUUAUUAUACAUUGGCUAACUUCAAUGCUUUCAUUUCAUUGGCCAAAUCUAAUGCUGUCAUUUCAUUGGCUAACUGGAAUGCAGCCGUUCAUUGGCUGACAGCGCCGUGAUGCUUGUUGGGCGAUUCCAUUUGAUGAAGUUCAGGGGAGACCUUGUUGUGGAAAGAAAAUAAUCUUGCGCCCAGCAAUGUGGAGUACUCUUAUAGGAUAAAAACAAGAGAAACAUGAAUAAAAAUAACUCCAGACUUGGAAUGCUUUUUUUUCUCUGAACUUCAUGACUGGAACUGCCCAUGUACGUUUAGUGCUGCUACAACCGUGCGAAUAUUUGUUUUUAACCAAGGAAUAUCUACAAAGCAUCAUGUGGGAUCGGUUUGGAGGGAAUGGCUACCAUGUUUAUAUCAUUAGAAGGAUAGUUAUAGCAUGCUGACAUAUGAACGUUAACCUGUUUUGAAGAUGUCAACAUUUUAAGUGUAUAGUUUUAAGUUUGGAAAAAGUGGAAAGUACAGGGAUAGUAGAAAAUCUAGUCAUGGUUGUACAAUCCGGCUACUCUGAAUGGUAUCAUGGUUACCAUCACCAACUAAUUCCAAUGUGAAUACAAUGUUUAUCUGAAGUUAUGCCGUAAGGUAUAACAUCCAUAAGUUACCUUUAUCUAACAUGUCAUUUUUAGGAAACAUUAUUAGGUAAACGUACAAAGAAAAUCUGUUAAAAUUGCAACACCAUUACAUUUGAGCGUAUAGGUACCAUGAUUUUACAUGUAUAUUAUGUGGUAUACUAUUUGCCAAAACACCCACGUUACAGAUGCACUGUUCCUGAUUUUAAGGAAUGAUAUUGAGUGUGAGGUUAUAUCCAGUUCUACCGUGUAGUGUUCCAAACAGCCCAUGUCGGCUGUUGUUUUUCAGGGUCUUUCCCGUUUUUUUUUAAUUUCCGUGCAGGUUUCCCACUGCAUGAAAAGUUGGAUUUAACAAUAGUAGUAAAUGCAUAUGCCUGCUAAGUCGGUUAAUGUUUAAUCCAGUAUUAACUUAAUUAACUUAAUUGAGGGGUACGAUGUAUAUGCGUACAUGUAUUUCAGCCAUGUUGAUUGAAAUGAAUAAAGAUUGAAUGAUAGAAACAGUACCGAACGUAACUAUGGUAGUAAAUAAAUCAUUUCGUUUACUAUCAUUAUAAGAUAAUUAUUGUAAAGUUCGGUAUGAAGUAAGCAUUACCCGACUUUUAUUGGUAAAUCCAGCUUUUCAUCCUGUGUCCUUGUUUUUUUUUUUUAAAUCCAUGGUGCAAUAGUCGCUUCAAACUGUGGAAAUAGUCCCUUCACCAUUUACUCCGCGUAGCCAAUCCCGACAGAAAGCACUGAGAGAAGCAUCUGGCUCCUCUGAGAGGAUCCAACCCGUUACAGAGUUCUAUGUUACUAGGUAUAGAUAUAUCUAUAUAAAUAUAUAAUAUAGCGACUGAGCUGCUUUGGUAUAGAAUCCCUUCGGUUCAGUUUGUGAGGUUUUUCUAACUGUUUGCGUUCCAGGCUGAACAUAUCUGACGUGUAUUGCCGCUUGUAGAGGUAGACUAUAUUCUGUAAAGUCAUCACGUUUGGGAAAAAAUGUGAUCACCCCCCCCCCUCAUGGAAGCAGGGAUGGAAUCGCCCUGGCACAUGUACCAAAACUUUGGAAAUAAACUUCCGUC
Messenger RNA from Branchiostoma belcheri (Belcher's lancelet), 8742 nucleotides. Its product is annotated as PH and SEC7 domain-containing protein 1-like. The record is from RefSeq and is a predicted model, not a curated record. Bases 65 to 3394 code for a protein of 1109 amino acids. The transcript is spliced from 20 exons. NCBI's taxonomy places the organism in Eukaryota, Metazoa, Chordata, Leptocardii, Amphioxiformes, Branchiostomatidae. Gene Ontology annotation, biological process: regulation of ARF protein signal transduction. Gene Ontology annotation, molecular function: protein binding; phospholipid binding; guanyl-nucleotide exchange factor activity.